AUGGCAAUUACGGCAAAUAAAAAACGAACUACUCCCUACAAUAAGCUGGUCACAGUGGCAGUGGCCUUUGGCUCUCUGACGUAUGGAUACGCGUCUGCCAUCAUUGGAAGCACAAUCGGUCAGCCAGGAUGGUACGCGUUUUUUAACCUCCCGACCCAGGGGGAGGACGGAUACGGAACGACGACAACACAUGCCAUCGCGACAGCCAACGGUCUGUACUCUGCUGGAGGUGCAAUCGGAUGUCUCUUCAUCAUGUGGUCUGCUACUGCACUCGGUCGUAAGCGCAAUAUUCAAAUCGGCUCUCUCCUCUCUAUGCUUGGUGGCGCUCUCCAGAGCGGCGCUGCAAACCUUGACAUGUUCCAAGCAGGCCGUUUCAUUUGCGGGCUCGGUAUUGGAGUUUUAGUGACCAUCUGCCCAAUGUAUCUGUCCGAACUGGCACCGCCUGCGAAGCGUGGCUGGCUCGUAGGCCACCAUGCCAUUUUCCUCGUCUUUGGGUACAUGCUGGCUGCGUGGCUGGGCUACGCCUGCUACUUUGCGACAUCGGUAAAUCCGUCUUUCGCUUGGCGAUUCCCUCUUGCUGUACAGUGCCUCAGUCCUACGAUUCUGUUUAUUGCGUCGCUUUGGAUUCCACGAUCUCCUCGAUGGCUGCUUCAGAAGGGCCACGUCGAAGAGGCGUGGCAUGUUCUCAAGCGGCUCCGUGCAAGUGCUGAAGAUCCCUACGAUCUCAUUGCUAAAGAGGAAAUGUACCAGACGAAGCAGCAAUUGGCACUAGACAAGGCCAAGCUGCAAAAGCUUGGGGUAACCCCGUGGACAUCCAUCUUCAAGAUUAAGAGCUACCGAAAGAGAAUGAUUGUCGGUUUCCUGACCCAAUGGGGUGCAGAAUUCGGCGGCCCUCUUGUCAUUAACAAUUAUCUGGUCAUUCUCUUCACAAACUUGGGACAAACGGGAGCCAUGCCCUUGCUGCUUUCUGCUGUCUGGCUGUCAACUGCAGGCCUCAUCUACAAUCCGUUGGGUGCCUGGCUACACGACAAAGUCAACUCUCGUCGUGGCAUGUUCAUGUUUGGUACGGCUGGCGUAGUCCUCACCGUGACUCUUCUUGUGGUCAUGUUGGCACUCUACUCUGGUACGACAAACCAAGGCGGCAACGCAGCUGGUGUCUUUCUCACUUUUCUCUAUCUUGCUUUUCAAGGAACCUGCUGCGAUACGACCAUGUACACGUACGUCUCUGAAAUCUUCCCGACAGACAUUCGCCCAAUUGGCAUGGGCUGGUCGCUCUUUGGACAAUUUGCUGCCUCCAUCAUCCUCCUGCAGACUGCCCCCAUUGGUUUCGUAGCCGUCGGCUGGAAGUACUACCUAGUCAUCAUCUGCUGGUCCAUUUGCUUCAUCCCUGUCAUUUACUUUUACUUCCCCGAGACUGCUGGCCUGUCUUUGGAAGAAGUUAACAAGCAAUUUGGGGAUGAAGUGGCUGUUCACAUCAACGAUGUCUCCGCCGAGCAGCGCAAGGAGCUCGACGACUUCCUCAAGCAGCAGGUUGAAAGUGAAUUCCUAGAAAACGCUCAACAGCCAUCCAAGCACUAG
This is a messenger RNA of [Torrubiella] hemipterigena, 1578 nucleotides long. Lineage: Eukaryota; Fungi; Ascomycota; Sordariomycetes; Hypocreales; Clavicipitaceae. The record is from the annotation of a GenBank genome assembly.